AUGCGAGAGAGACGUUACUUGUUGAAGGAAUUUCCAGAACUGGCAUCUUGCGAGGAUAACUCUAAGGUUUUGGAGGUGGGCUGUGGUAACGGGAGUACCGCUCUACCGAUAUUGUGUGGACGAGAUGGCAUCAUCUUAUAUGCCUGUGACUGCAGUAGCACGGCUCUUGAGAAGGCUAAAGAGAUAAUUAGUUCUGCCAAUUCCCUCUCUGCUAAUGCUCGUUUUAUCCCAUUCCUUUGUGAUUUCUCAACAACUGGGUUUCCUUCGUGGUUGGCCUGCAAUACCUGUAUUCAUUCAGGACUUUCAGGUGCCACUUUAUGUGAAGGGAUAGAUGCUUUUAACUCAUUAUGCUCUGAUGGAACCAAAUGCUGCAUUGGUGGAGUCGAUUUUGUUACUUUGAUAUUCACUUUAUCAGCCUUACCGCCUGACAGGAUGCCUAAGGCCAUUGCACAGUGCUUUGCAGUUCUAAAGCCAGGUGGCCUGCUUUUAUUCAGAGAUUAUGGUCUCUAUGAUAUGACCAUGCUUCGAUUUGAGCCUGAAAAUAGAAUAGGAUAUCGAGAAUACUUACGGUCAGAUGGAACUCGGUCGUAUUUCUUCUGCUUGAAUACUAUCAGAAGUUUGGCUACUGCCGCAGGUUUCACUGAGCUUUCAGCAACUGUCCUUAGUGUAGCAGCAGCUGACUCAAGAACUGACCUUCUCAACAGAUACCUCAAGAAAUCACAAGAAAACAAAGCCAAAAAUGAUAAGGAGAGACUAGACAGUUAUUACAAGCGCAACUACAAAGAUUACUUCGGCGUGUUAGAAGGUGAGUUGAAGCAGAAGAAAGAACUUUCUGAAUCAGAAAACGACAUUCUUGAGUGGCUUGAGCGCAAUAGAAAUAAUUAA
Striga hermonthica is the source of this 885-nucleotide messenger RNA. NCBI's taxonomy places the organism in Eukaryota, Viridiplantae, Streptophyta, Magnoliopsida, Lamiales, Orobanchaceae. The record is from the annotation of a GenBank genome assembly.